GCCCGGGUCUCAAAGUCUCGCGAGAGGAGGAGGUGGCGGGUUUUGGCGCCAACAGCAAACGGGUGGUCGCCAUGGAGAGUGCCGCCGAGAUGGAGGGCCCCUCAGAGCGGACGGUGGCCGCGAGGAGCGCGAACUUGCCUUGGGUGGAAAAAUACCGGCCUCAGACAUUAAAUGAUCUGAUUUCUCAUCAGGACAUUCUGAGCACCAUUCAGAAGUUCAUCAGCGAAGAUCGGUUGCCUCAUCUUCUCUUCUAUGGGCCUCCAGGGACUGGCAAGACUUCCACCAUUUUGGCUUGUGCUAAACAACUUUACAAAGACAAGGAAUUCAACUCCAUGGUUCUAGAGCUGAAUGCUUCAGAUGACCGAGGUAUCGGCAUUGUCAGAGGACCUAUCCUGAGCUUUGCCAGCACAAGGACCAUUUUUAAGAAAGGCUUUAAACUGGUGAUUCUGGAUGAAGCAGAUGCCAUGACACAGGAAGCACAGAAUGCCCUCAGGCGGGUAAUAGAAAAAUUCACCGAAAAUACUCGUUUUUGCCUGAUCUGCAACUAUCUCUCCAAGAUCAUCCCGGCCUUACAGUCAAGGUGCACCAGAUUCCGCUUCGGUCCUCUGACACCAGAGCUUAUGGUUCCCCGAUUGAAGCAUGUUAUUGAGCGUGAGAAAGUUGAUGUAAGUGAUGAUGGAAUGAAGGCACUGGUGACACUAUCAAACGGUGACAUGCGCCGGUCUCUGAACAUUUUACAGAGUACAAACAUGGCAUUUGGAAAGGUGACCGAGGAGACAGUUUACACCUGUACCGGGCAGCCACUCAAGUCGGACAUUGCUAACAUCCUUGACUGGAUGCUGAACCAAGAUUUCACUGCUGCUUAUCACAAUAUUAUGGAGCUGAAGACAUUGAAGGGCUUGGCACUGCAUGAUAUUCUGACAGAAAUCCACCUGUUUGUCCACAGAGUUGACUUUCCACCAUCUGUUCGAAUCCAGUUGCUGAUCAAGAUGGCAGAUAUUGAGCAUCGUCUAGCUGCGGGGACAAGUGAGAAGAUCCAGCUGGGGGCUCUUGUGGGUGCUUUCCAGGUCACCAGAGAUCUCAUUGCAGCAGAAGCGUAAUCAAGCUCUUUUCAGUGCUUUGCACUUGCCGUAGCAACUGGCGGACUGCAACUCUCAGUACUCUCCUCCACGGGCAUUGCUGGUGAGGGCUGUGGCCCGACGGCAUCUAGAGGGCUGGAAUGCAAGUGCCUGUGGUCUGUGGUGAUCGGCAACUUCCCUUUCGGUGCAACUAGUGGACUGAACCGAAUGGCAGGCCUGUGUUAACAUUGCUUUCCCCAGUCUUCCAGCAGUGAUUUGAAUGUUUCAGCUCUGUUUGUCAGAAUGCAAAAUUAAAAACUCUUGCUUCUUUA
This is a messenger RNA of Anolis sagrei ordinatus, 1390 nucleotides long. RefSeq names its product replication factor C subunit 5 (gene RFC5). The record is from RefSeq and is a predicted model, not a curated record. Lineage: Eukaryota; Metazoa; Chordata; Lepidosauria; Squamata; Anolidae. Gene Ontology annotation, molecular function: DNA clamp loader activity; ATP hydrolysis activity; ATP binding. Gene Ontology annotation, cellular component: DNA replication factor C complex; nucleus. Gene Ontology annotation, biological process: DNA-templated DNA replication; DNA repair.